Messenger RNA from Podarcis raffonei (Aeolian wall lizard), 2905 nucleotides. It is a transcript of the gene RBM41, whose product is annotated as RNA binding motif protein 41. Gene Ontology annotation, molecular function: U12 snRNA binding; pre-mRNA intronic binding. The record is from RefSeq and is a predicted model, not a curated record. The transcript is spliced from 7 exons. NCBI's taxonomy places the organism in Eukaryota, Metazoa, Chordata, Lepidosauria, Squamata, Lacertidae. Bases 196 to 1254 code for a protein of 352 amino acids. Gene Ontology annotation, biological process: mRNA splicing, via spliceosome. Gene Ontology annotation, cellular component: U12-type spliceosomal complex.
CCCUCACAUAUAGAGUCGCGGCGGAGAGUGUGUUUGCGCGCCCGCCGCCUGCUCUUCCCUCUCCUGCCCUCUCGGAACGACAUUUCCCAGCAGCCACCGCGCCCCGCCCCGCUCCCUUUCCUUCCUGCUCCGCGCGGCGCCUCUUGGGAGUUGAAGUCCGAGGCGGAGGAGUUUCCGUCGGUGCCGUUGAAAGCUAUGAGGAGGAUCGACAGCAGACACAGCCGGGAUGACAUCCCCCUGGAGGACCAGGAGACGGAAGGGCAGAGGCAGCUCAAGAGCCUCCUGCACCAUCAGCUCGACACAUCUGUCUCCAUUGAGCAGUGUGUGUCCAAGCGCCGCUGCUUUGCGCCUGCAGCACUCUACAAGCCCUUUGGAGAGGAAGCCGCUGGGACCUGCACCUUGCCUCAGUUCCAGGCACUGCAGGAAAGCAACAAAGAGGCCGCCGCUCUUCGAGAGCUGGGCCUCUCAGACGCCGAGAUCCAAUUCUGGAAGACCCAUGCCUUGGCAGAUAAGAGUCCCGGCCUUGGAGCAGCCCCCGAGGCGAUACGAGAGAGGAUCGGGGCCAUCGAGGAGAAGAUGGCCGAGCGCCGGCGCAUCCUUUCGCUGCCCCAGCGCUUUGCGGGCAGCAAGCAGCUGAGCAGGCGAGAGAUGGAGAUUGAGAGCUCUCUCUUCCAGGGCACGGACCGCCAUGCCUUCCUCAGGGUUCUGUACCACCAAGAUGAGGCUACGCAGGAGGACCCCUUGUCACACCUCAGCACAACUCUUGGCCGCCGGCCUGAGGGGCUUCCCUUGCCUCCCCAAAGUAACCCAGAUGUGCCGUGCCCCGUGCCUCCCAGUAGCACCCCAGUGUCUCAGGGCGCAGAUCCCCGGCCAACCCCAGCACCCGUGAUGGUGACAGAGCCGGUGGAGUUUAUCCCAGAGGAGGAGAUCCGCAAAAACCGCCUCUCAGAGGAGGAGAUCCGCCAGAUUCCCCGGUUUUCCUCCUACAGCACUGGAGAGCCAAGCGAGGUGCUGUACUUGAAGAACCUCAGCCGCCGCGUCAACAUGAAGGAGCUGCUGUCUUUGUUUGCGAGGUUCCAGGAGGAGGGAGGCCCCCAGAUCCAAUUCCGCCUGCUGAGUGGGCGCAUGAAAGGACAAGCUUUCCUCACCUUUCCCAGUAUCUCAACAGCACAGGCAGCCCUGCAGCUGGCAAAUGGCUUCAUCCUGCUGGGGAAGCCCAUGGUUAUUGAGUACGGGAGGAAGAAGACACCUUGACUCUGAGCCUUCAUCCUGGAGUCUCCCCUGCGCUGCAACAAAGUGGAAACAGCCAGAGCAGUUUCCCGUGGACGUGCGGGCAGCUGAAAAGUCCAAGCCAGAAAGAAUUGUCACUUGCUGCCAGGGACAGAGACCUGGGACUGUGUGACGGACAGCUGAGCUAGACCAGAGUGCCUCCAAAUUCCACCAGAGGCUGGGAACCUCUGUCUGUUUGGCUACCAAGACAGCUAGCCAGAGGGGGUGCAUGCAUGGAGCAUUUGGGGAGGGAGAAUAAAAGGAGCCAUUUCUAAGAGAGUGGGCAGAUAGUUUGAGGGAGAGAGUUGUUCUGGUCUGCGUGUAGCAUCCACUGCGAGAAAAGUAUCUACAGCUAGAGAAAGGAGUCUCUGAGCUCAGACUGAAAGACGGUGGGAGAGUAUUCAGACAGAAGUUAACUGGGGGGCUGAGUUUGGGCCAGGAGAAAUAGGAGCUGUGAGGAUACAGUCUGCUUGGGUUUCAUUUCAGCUAGGAGGGGAGUUAUCUUCUAGGAAGAGAAGAAUCCCAAACCAGUUAAGAAGGGCAUGGCGAUCCCCUGGGUCUGUUAUACUGCUAGAAGUACCUCAGGAGUGGGAGUCAUAAAAGGUUGGGUAACGUGACAGAAAGUGCCACGUUGUUUAAGAACUAGAGAAUUCACCUAUGCAGCAACUAAGCUAAGGAACUGAAGUGAAAUUACUGGAAAUAAAUAAAAUAAAUAAAUAUUUUUUUUAUUUAUACCCCGCCCUCCCGGGCUCAGGGCGGCUAACACCAAAUAUAAAUUAUAAUACAACAUAAUGGGGGGGGGAGUUAAUUAAAAUACGGCUUAAAAUGCAGCCUCAUUUUAGUAGUAGCCCAUAAAUCAAGACCAUAAAGGCAGGAAACAUCAGAUAUUCACCCGAGCCAGCUAUCCAUGCUGGUCCUACAUGGACCAGCAAAAAAGCCAUGGGAAAAUUUAUAUUCCAAAUCCCAUAUAAGGGGUCAGAGUGAGUCUAAGCCGAAGGCCAGGUGGAACAGCUCCGUCUUGCAGGCCCUCGGAAAGAUGUCAAAUCCCGCAGGGCCCUGGUCUCUUGUGACAGAGCAUUCCACCAAGUCGGGGCCAGUGUUAAAAAGGCCCUGGCCCUAGUUGAGACCAAUCUAAGCCACUCCAGCGCAAACCUGUCCUCCUCCCAAGCCGCCUCUAAUUCCCCUUGCUUUGCAGAAGAUGGUCACUUUUCUUGCCCUCUCUAGGACAUCUGGCUUCCAGGGAUGCCAGCGUCACCAAAAGCCAAGACAUGGCAUCCUAUUGCACAUGUGAGGUAUAUGGUGGGCAGGGAUGAAUGCUUCUGCUAAGAAAUGGGUUUAUGGGAAGACAGAUGGACAGAUUUAUGUGAAGACAGAUGUGAGGCUGGUUAUGCCACAGGAUAAAUAUGCUGAAAGAAGCUGAGGAUUUACCAUCUAAUCUAGAAACCUGUAACAUCUAACUGAAGAGUAGUUACUUAAAAGAAGCUGUGCAUUUACUACCUUGUUUAGAAGCCUGUAACAUCCAUUCGAUUUAGUAUAAUUAUUAAUGCUAACUGUUUCCCGAAGGAACAUUAUCUCCUGAUGCAUUCUUUGUUUUAUCAACUUUGUCCUGUAAAAUAAAUCUUUCUUAUUUCUUCAA